This is a messenger RNA of Bathycoccus prasinos, 1242 nucleotides long. Its product is annotated as 60S ribosomal protein L3. Gene Ontology annotation, molecular function: structural constituent of ribosome; RNA binding. Gene Ontology annotation, biological process: translation; ribosomal large subunit assembly. The coding region runs from base 1 to 1242 and encodes 413 amino acids. The record is from RefSeq and is a predicted model, not a curated record. The transcript is spliced from 2 exons. Lineage: Eukaryota; Viridiplantae; Chlorophyta; Mamiellophyceae; Mamiellales; Bathycoccaceae. Gene Ontology annotation, cellular component: ribosome; cytosolic large ribosomal subunit.
AUGGCAGCUGUCAGCUGUGUGGACUUUCUCAAUUUCAACUUCACAAAAAUUUGUGCGGUAGGAACACACACACAAACAAUAUGUCUCACAGAAAGUUUGAACGUGAAUCCCCGUCUUGGUCACUUGGGUUUUUUGCCGAAGAAGCGAUCCCAGCGCUCCAGAGGUAAAGUGAAGUCCUUUCCGAAGGAUGAUGCGUCAAAGCCGCCGCACUUUACUGCCUUUAUGGGUUUCAAAGCCGGCAUGACGCACAUCGUCAGAGAUGUGGACAAGCCUGGUUCCAAGUUGCACAAGAAGGAAACGUGCGAAGCGGUGACUAUUGUUGAGUGCCCGCAAAUGAUUGUCGUCGGUCUCGUUGGCUACAGAAGAACGCCGCAAGGCUUGAGAGGUGUCAAGACGGUGUGGGCGGAGCACUUGUCCGACGAGAUCAAGCGUCGAUUCUACAAGAACUGGUUCAAGUCCAAGAAGAAGGCGUUCCAAAAGUACGCGAAGAAGUACUCGAACGGCUCCAUCGAACAAGAUUUGGAAGCGUUGAAAAAGUCAUGCGACGUCGUCAGAGUUAUCGCGCACACGCAAGUUAGAAAAGUGAAGAACUUGAAGCAAAAGAAGGCGCACAUGAUGGAAAUUCAAAUCAACGGUGGCUCCGUCGCGGACAAGGUUGACUUUGGUUUCAAGUUUUUUGAGAAGGCCGUGCCAGUUGAUGCCGUCUUCCAACAAGACGAAAUGAUUGACGUCAUCGCCGUCACCAAGGGUAAAGGUUUCGAAGGUGUCAUCACCCGUUGGGGCGUCACUCGUUUGCCGCGUAAGACUCACAGAGGUUUGCGUAAGGUUGCGUGCAUCGGUUCUUGGCACCCGGCGAGAGUCGCGUACUCUGUCGCCCGUCCAGGUCAACACGGUUAUCACCACAGAACGGAAAUCAACAAGAAGAUUUACAAGAUUGGUAAAGCGGACGAAGCUUCGUUCGGCGCGAACACUGACCACGACCCGACUGAGAAGGAAAUCACCCCGAUGGGUGGCUUUGGUCACUACGGUAUCGUCAAGAACGAUUACGUUAUGAUCAAGGGUGCGGUCAUUGGCCCGAGAAAAAGACUCAUUACGUUGAGGCAGUCCUUGUUCAAGCAAACUAGACGUGUUGCGACCGAGAAGAUCACGCUCAAAUUCAUCGAUACUUCGAGUAAGAUGGGCCACGGUAGAUUCCAGACUGCGGAGGAGAAGGCGAAGACGUACGGCACGUUGAAGGCGUAA